GCAUUGUAUCGUGAUGAAUGACAUUGUUAAACUAAGAGUUCAAAGCCUGCCUACCUAGGUAGGUAAUAUAUAAAUGUCGCCAGAAGCGCACUUGGAGUUGAAGUUCGCAGUUCAGACUACACAAAAUUGCAAACUUAUCUACUAAAAAACAGGAUCAAGAUAUCAGACCAAAUCCCCCUCGUAAUUACCAUACACAGGAAACAAGUAAUUAUUUCGUAACCAUGGCACAGUCGCAGACGAUGGAGCACAUCAACGAAUUCUGGGGUAACAGUGUUACCUAUGAUGAGCUGUCCAGCCAAACUCAAGCUCUUGUGAACAAGGGGUUUGAGAUUGAGCAUGAGCUUUCCGAGCUCUUCAAGAAGGCAAAGACUGCAGAGGACGGCGAAGACCUCAUGCCCAAGUACCGGGAACUCAGUAGAAACUACUGUGACUUCCUAUCUGAUGUCAAAAUCCAGAUUGCUGGCGAGAAAGCAGAGCAACUCCCCUCAAGUGUUGUUCAGCAAUGGGGUGUUGACCUUAGACAGACGUGGCGAGCACUCAUCGCCGCACAGAGCCACUAUUACGAGAUUGACUAUUACAGUAUUCCUCGUGAGGUUGAGGACAUUAAGCCUUAUGUGCAUGAUAUGUUCAAGCAUAUCGCAAUGACUCAAGAUCUAGUCGCCAUUAGCACCGAGAAGGUCAAGAGGAUCUACAAUGAAAUCAGAAGAGUUGAAAAGCUGGAUGUUAGCGUAGAACACCAGGGUGAUUUCCUCAACUUAGAUGAAGAGAUUUCUAGGUUAUACAUUUCUAAGGUAUGCCCGCCAACCGAUGCGGAGUUGGAGGCGUCUGGGGUCUAUUCUACUGAUGUUAGUGGUAUGGACCCGGACCCAUCAUCAUCGGAUGGCGAGUAUAAUCAGAACUGUAGCAUGAUGUAAGGUCUAUUACCGGCUAGGCGAGAUAUCAGGACAGAUAGUAGUAGAUAACUUUGAUGUAGCUGCGCUACUAUACCUACGCAGGUACAUAGGUAGGUAAUAUCCACAAGUUUGCAAAUGGGAUGAAUCAUAUAG
Messenger RNA from Hypoxylon trugodes, 1046 nucleotides. RefSeq lists its product as uncharacterized. The transcript has a single exon. Lineage: Eukaryota; Fungi; Ascomycota; Sordariomycetes; Xylariales; Hypoxylaceae. The record is from RefSeq and is a predicted model, not a curated record. Bases 222 to 914 code for a protein of 230 amino acids.